UUCAUAUAGAGCGGCUCCAAUACAGUGGGCUCAGCUGGUAACAGUAUUAUUACCGAGUUUGCUGUUUCCAUCCGUCAAUCGUCCUGCUAGGCUGAACAGGUGCGGAGAGGAAGGGGGCAAUGGCAGUUUCAGCGAAUCCUGGUCCUCCAAUUAGGAAAAGCACACAUUACCACGUGAACAAAGCCGCUCUCUGAGUGAUAUGGGGACAGGCAGCUCGAGGAGCAGGGGAACGCACAUUUAACUGCGGGGACUGAAACCAAGCUAUUACGGUAGAGAUUCCCCACACAUCCUGAGACUAUUCCUGUGACCCUGGGCUGCAGAGGGACAGGAGGACCGUGUAGCACAAGGUGAGACAGAGGAAGUCCGGUCUGUAGUCUGGGGGGCUCGGUCAGAGGGGAGCGUAUGAGGAGUCAGAGAGCAGAGGAUACCCCUGAUCUGUCCUGAUAUCGCAGAGCCACAUCGGCAACGCACCUGAAAACUCACCCGGCAACGCACCUGGAAACUCACCCGAAAACUCACCCGGGUCACAAAGGGAGACAAACAAGGAGCCCCCACUCCUCCUGCAGGCAUGAGGUCCUUCCGUUCGUUCGGUAAUGAUGACCGUCACGUCAUGGCCAAGCACUCCUCCGUCUACCCAUCAUCGUCUGAGCUGGAGGCGGUCCAGGCCCUGGUGUCCACCGUGGAGGGUGCCCUCAAACACGUCUCUGAUUGGAUAGACCAGAGCAGCGUUCAAUCAGUGCAGAGCAACAGCCAGACAGACGCAGCAGUCGGCCAGACAGACGGUCAGUCCGACGCAGCAGCCGGCCAGCCCAACCCCACAGACAGCCCGGUGCCAAAGGAUGGUAGCUGUGACCAUGACGAUGACCUUAACCCUAACGACGACCCCAGUCUUAGUCCCAGAGCCAGCCCAGAUGACUCCACAGACGGCGGUAGCAGUGAGCCCAGUGGAGGUGUUCUGUGUGGCGUGAUGAGGAUCGGCCUGGUGGCUAAAGGUCUGCUCAUCAAACAGGACAUGGACCUGGAGCUGGUGCUGAUGUGUAGAGAGAAACCAACAGAGACACUGCUGUGUGCUGUCUGUGAUAACCUGCCGCUGCAGAUACAGAAGCUAACAGAGGAGAAGUACGAGGUGCACCGAUGCGUGCCAGAGGCGGCCAUCUUAGUGUGUUGCACGACAGAGCCCAAACUCACCCUGAAGGUCACCCUCAGCUCUCCACAGAUGAGAGAAGACAGCGACACAGAUGAACAAGGUACCACGGAUGAACAAGUGGAGGGUGUUGAGCUGUCCGACCCUGCAGACAUGCUGGACAGGCACAGAUGCCUGGUGGCCCUGGCGGCUCUGCGACAUGCCAAAUGGUUCCAGGCCAGAGUAAACGGCUUGAAGUCGUGUGUCAUCAUCCUCAGGAUCCUAAGAGACAUGAGCAAUAGACUGCCAGCCUGGGAGCCACUCAAAGGAUGGCCCCUGGAGCUGAUUUGUGAGAAGGCCAUAGCCACGUGUAACCGGCCGCUGGGUGCAGGGGAAGCCCUACGUAGAGUCAUGGAGUGUCUCGCCUCGGGAAUCCUGCUUCCAGGAGGACCAGGGUUACAUGACCCAUGUGAGAAGAAGCUGACCAACACCCUGGCGGCCAUGACAGACGAGGAGGCUGAGGCCAUCACCUACAAUGCACAGCAUGCCCUGAGACUGAUAGCGUUUGGUCAGAUCUACAAGGUGCUGGAGAUGGACCCUCUCCCCUCUAGUAAACCCCAGAAGUACCCCUGGUCAGACAGGGAUGGCUCUGGGCUUAAGAGGCCUUAUGAGGACGGGCCCACGGACGACAAAGACUUGAUCAAGAAAAUGAAGAGGAACCUGAGGAAAGUCCUCGACAGCAAAGCAAUAGACACCAACCAACCAAUGAAUGCUCUGAUGCGUCUGAAUCAGAUACGUCCAGGUCUGCAGUACAAGCUGCUGUCCCAGUCCGGCCCGGUCCACGCUCCUGUCUUUACCAUGUCUGUAGACGUAGACAGCACUGUGCACGAAGCCUCAGGCUCCUCCAAGAAAACCGCCAAGCUGCAUGUUGCUGUGAAGGUCCUUCAGGCGAUGGGUUACCCUACAGGGUUUGAUACGGACCUGGACUGCAGUGCAGACGAGAAGUCAGACGGAGAGGGGAGGAGUGAAUCGUCCACACACAGCAAUAACACAACACACUCAGACAGCUCAAAUACACUGGAGGUCCGAACUCAGGGUCCUAUUCUGACGGCCAGCGGUAAGAACCCCGUCAUGGAGCUCAAUGAGAAACGCAGAGGUCUGAAGUACGAGCUCAUAUCAGAGAGCGGGGGCAGCCAUGACAAACGCUUCGCCAUGGAGGUGGAGGUGGAUGGUCAGAAGUUCCGGGGGGCGGGGCCUAAUAAGAAGGUAGCGAAGGCAUCCGCUGCGUUGGCUGCUCUGGAGAAACUGUUCUCUGGUCCCAACGCCACCGCUAUCAAGAAGAAGAAGAUCAUCCCUCAACACUCUACAAAAUGUUCCCUAGCUGCAGCAGUGGCAGCCUCAGCAGUAGCAGCCCAGGUGGCCAGAGGGAGAGGUAGAGCAGCAGCCCUGACCAGUGGAGCCUUCAUUACCACAGCCACUGCACCAGGAUACACACAGAUACCAGGUGUGACAGGCUUCGGGACCCCAUAUGGAUACAGUGCUGCAGCCGCCCCAGCCUAUGGUGGUCUUUUCAUUGACAAUCCCUUUUACCAGCCUCGGACCAUCGCACCAUUUAUUAUUCAGUUGGGUCCUCAAGAUCUCUUCUCUGACUUCUAGAACCAUCAGGUUGUGUUGCUUCUAAACUAUCUGACAACAGUGCUGCUCCAGGCUUGCCCUUUGACCCAGCAGGCUGUCUGUCUGUCUCCCACCAUCAUUUACAGAGCCAGCGAGUGGUCAAACUGAACUCCUCUCACUCUGUUCUGUCUCCUCACGACCCAAAUCAAUAGAAACAAACCUAAAAAAGCAAUAUUUGAUUGGACUUUUUUUGAAUCUCAGCUGCUUCAAAACUAAAAGCUGAGGACCUUGAUCUUUGGGUCUUUUUCUUAGAUAGCAAUACGACACCUGAACUGUUUUGGCUUCAAGCUUACUUGAGAUGAUGUGAAUGUUCCAUUGAGUCUUACACAAGCACAGCGUUGCAAUAUAUCACUUCAAUUGUAUAUUCACUGAGUGUAUGUGUGCCUAUACAAUGGAAUAUAUGCAUUUAUAUGUCUGGUAUAAGUUUCUAUAAAUAUGUAUUACAUGUGUUGAUAUAAUUUAUGAUGUACAUAUGUAAAUAUAUGAUAUACUUAUUGUUGGUAUAAAUUAUUUUAGAAAGUUAUAUGUAAUCACAAUCCCACAAUAUAGAGACGUUCUUCUUCCAGGUUGAUGCACACUGAGAAAUGGACUUUACUCUAGUACUGGACAUGCAAUAUAAACCUGUUUCUUAAUUCACCUGUGCUUCUAGAAUAGCUUAGUGAUUUGUCCUUCCUUUCACCUCGAUGUCUUCUCGUCUGAGCCUUUCGCUAGCACGGCCUGGUCAGACGAGAGGCGCUCGCUCACUCAACCUUGUAAACCGACCGCCCUCUCUACCACACGUACACACGCACUUCCUGUGUGACACUACAAAAACACAACCUCCUGUUUACUUCCUGUCAGAAAGCACACUUUUCUCAGUGAAACAUUUCUCACAGCGUCACUGUCUCUCUGCUCACAGGGUAUCCUGCACUGCACCGUGCGCUUUGUCCUUUUAAUAAGCUGGGUGUGUUGGGCAGCUAGGGGAACUGAACACAGAAACCCCCUCCUAGACAGGACCGACCACGGUCCUCUGUCUCUCUGCUCACAGGGUAUCCUGCACUGCACCGUGCGCUUUGUCCUUUUAAUAAGCUGGGUGUGUUGGGCAGCUAGGGGAACUGAACACAGAAACCCCCUCCUAGACAGGACCGACCACGGUCCUCUGUCUCUCUGCUCACAGGGUAUCCUGCACUGCACCGUGCGCUUUGUCCUUUUAAUAAGCUGGGUGUGUUGGGCAGCUAGGGGAACUGAACACAGAAACCCCCUCCUAGACAGGACCAACCACGGUCCUCUGUCUCUCUCAUGCCUACAGCAUGAACGUGAGACCAAAAGCACAGUUCACAGUUUGUCUGCUUGUAAAGGUGAUGGGUGGCCCAGUUACUUUGAGUAAAGCAUGCUACGCAGACAAACCAACACACAGGGCUUGUUACUGUCAACUCAGUCGCAGACCAACCAGCCUUGUCACUAUGAAACAGUCCAACCACACAUUGAUUAAUGGCUACAUCUAAUUAUAAUGUAUACUCUGACAUUAUGUACAUUAAAUCUCUACUGUAUAAAGACAGUCAGGACCCAGUCAUUUCAUAACCCCCAGCUUUACAUGACCCUCUCUAGUUGAUAUAUUUAUAUACUAUAUACACUACCGGUCAAAAGUUUUAGAACACCUUCUCAUUCAAGGGUUUUAAUUUUUUGGUACUAUUUUCUACAUUGUAGACUAAUAGUGAAGACAUCAAAACUAUGAAAUAACACAUAUGGAAUCAUGUAGUAACCAAAAAAGUGUUAAACAACUCAAAAAAUAUUAAAAUAGCCACCCUUUGCCUUGACAGCUUUGCACACUCUUGGAAUUCUCUCAACCAGCUUCACCUGGAAAGCUUUUCCAACAGUCUUGAAGGAGUUCUCACAUAUGCUGAGCACUUGCUGGCUGCCUUUCCUUCACUCUGCGGUCUGACUCAUCCCAAACCAUCUCAAUUUGGUUUGAUUGUGGAGGCCAGGUCAUCUGAUGCAGCACUCCAUCACUCUCCUUCUUGGUCAAAUAUCCUUUACAGAGCCUGGAGCUGUGUUGGGUCAUUGUCCUGUUGAAAAACAAAUGAUAGUCCCACUUAGGCCAAACCAGAUGGGAUGGCAUAUCACUGCAGAAUGCUGUGGUAGCCAUGCUGGUUAAGUGUGCCUUGAUUUCUAAAUAAAUCAGUGUCACCAGCAAAGCACCCCCACACCAUCACACCUCCUCCAUGCUUCAUGGUGGGAAAUACACAUGUGGAGAUCAUCAAUUCACCCACACCGCAUAUCACAAAGACACUGCGGUUGGAACCAAAAAUCUCAAAUUUGGACUCUAGACCAAAGAACAAUUUUCCACCAGUCUAAUGUGCUUCUACACCUGCAUUGCUUGCUGUUUGGGGUUUUAGGCUGAGUUUCUGUACAGCACUUUGAGAUAUCAGCUGAUGUACGAAGGGCUAUAUAAAAUAAAUUUGAUUUGAUUUAAUGUCCAUUGCUCGUGUUUCUUAUCUCAAGCAAGUCUCUUCUUCUUAUUGGUGUCUUUAGUAGUGGUUUCUUUGCAGCAAUUUGACCAUGAAGGCCUGCUUCACACAGUCUCCUCUGAACAGUUAAUGUUGAGAUGUGACUGUUACUUGAACUCUGUGAAGCAUUUAUUUGGGCUGCAAUUUCUGAGGCUGGUAAUUCUAAUUAACUUGUCCUCUGCAGCAUAGGUAACUCUGGCUCUUCCUUUCCUAUGACAGUCCUCAUGAGAGUCAGUUUAAUCAUAGUGCUUGGUUUUUGCGACUGCACUUGAAGAAACUUUAAAAGUUCUUGAAAUUUUCCGUAUUGACUAACCUUCAUGUCUUAAAGUAAUGAUGCACUGUCGUUUCUCUUUGCUUAUUUGAGCUGUUCCUGCCAUAAUAUGGACUUGGUCUUUUACCAAAAAGGCCUCUCUUCUGUAUAUCCUCCCCCUUAUCACAACACAACUGAUUGGCUCAAACGCAAAUUAAUUUUUAACAAGGCACACCUGUUAAUUUAAAUGCAUUCCAGAUAACUACCUCAUGAAGCUGGUUGAGAGAAUGCCAAGCUGUCAUCAAGGCAAAGGGUGGAAGUUGAAGAAUCUCAAAUAUAAAAUAUAUUUUGAUUUGUUUAAACACUUUUUUGUUUACUACAUGUUUCCAUGUGUUAUUUCAUAGUUAUGAUGUCUUCACUAUUACUCUACAAUGUAAAAAAUAGUACAAAUAAAGAAAAGCCCUUGAAUGAGUAGGUGUUCUUAAACUUUGGACCGGUUGUGUAGUAUACUACACUACAUUGAUAUGUUAUAUCUAACUGAUCAGGUGAAACAAUAGUAAACUGAUAUGAGUUUGUGUGGGGUUAAGUUAGUGUAUGGUGGUGAUGAUGGUGAACUACAGUGCCCAGCAAGAUUAUCAACUCAGCCUCAAGGCCAUAUUACCUGGUAUUGACUAAGUGGGCAUCCUACUGUAUAACAGGAUAAAUCACUACAUUCGUCCCAUAUCAAGAUGAAUUACAAACUAUAGGAUCAGAUAAGGUAUAUUGUUUAAAAAAAUCUUAUUUAUAUAAAAGCUGCUAACAUAAUGUUCAAUCAACCACAAAUCAACAUUUUGCUAGUACAUUCUGUAAUAUCACUUUGUUAUCCUUAAAGUUGCACUAUGCAGAAAUCGCUCCUCCAUUUCCUGGAUGCUAAAACUAAUAUUUGGCCUAAUUUAACUCUAAUAGUUCACCCAAUUUCAGUGUAUUUGACAAAAUAAAUAUAGUAUAGUAUAUAGUAUAGAGAAUCAUUGUACCAUCUGAACUGCUGUGAAAUCUAUUUUCCAUAAUCAAAAAUAUUGUUGUUUCAGCUGUUGGAAGCUGGUGUACAAAACCAAAAGUACAAUACACAAAAACAAUGCUUAAGAACAGGAAGCAUAGAAAUAGCCCACAUAGAACAGAUCUACCGCUUAUUAGACUUGCUUUCAAGUAGAAUGGUAGAUCUAUGUCUCACAUUUCUAUGUGAAUUUGGUGGGGUUGUACAUAUUGCCACUUUAAAGUAAAUGCACUAGGCUGAUAUGAAUAUAUCCAUAACUAAAUGAUCUGACAACUGGCUAUUGCCUAGACAAUACACAUCCCAAAGGGAAUGCACGUUAUUGAAGCAUAGCUUUAUAGCAUUGGUUGGUGGGUCACAUCUUCACAUAUGGUAUGUAUGUAUGUAGCUUCAGUUGCUAAGAGCUUCUGAUGUUAGGUCCUCGCCACUCUUCUGGAUGUUCAACAUGACAGCCUUUAAAAAAUACAACUUCAGUCGGAAGGAAACGGAUCAACUAUUACAGAAUGUAACCUUACAUCAAAACCUUUGGUUCUUAUGCAUCUUCAUGGCAGUUUGAUCUUCAGAGUUUGUUAUUUUAAAUGUUUUUUAUUUUGUUUUUUUAAAUCAUGUGGGAAAAGUUAUUGAGCCUCAGUGUAAUUUUGAAGAUGAAUAACUUAAAUCAAUCUUUUAGGGCAGAAAUCCUGUUAGGUCUGAAUGACAUCAUGGGUAAGUUAUUGUUGAGUUAUACGCAUCACAGUUAUACGCAUCACAGUUAUACGCAUCACAGUUAUACGCAUCACAGUUAUACGCAUCACAGUUAUACGCAUCACAGUUAUACGCAUCACAGUUAUAC
Messenger RNA from Oncorhynchus masou masou (cherry salmon), 7395 nucleotides. RefSeq names its product spermatid perinuclear RNA-binding protein-like. Gene Ontology annotation, molecular function: single-stranded RNA binding; double-stranded RNA binding. The coding region runs from base 569 to 2779 and encodes 736 amino acids. The transcript is spliced from 18 exons. The record is from RefSeq and is a predicted model, not a curated record. Lineage: Eukaryota; Metazoa; Chordata; Actinopteri; Salmoniformes; Salmonidae. Gene Ontology annotation, cellular component: precatalytic spliceosome.